AGAAGCUUGAAGCGGAAAUCGCGAGUAUGUCUGCGGUCUGGUCGUCUGGAGGUAUUAUAAAGUUGAUGACAACAACAUUGCCAUAGCAAACUGUGAGAUAUGUAAACUUGGGAUUGCAAGAGGUGGAAAGGAAAAGGCUACAUUUAACACAACAAACCUGAUACAGCACCUCAAAAACAAACACCCGACACAAUACAGUGAGUUUACCCAGGCAACCCAGCCGAGGACGAGUCAGCUCACGCUGCAGGAGAGUUUGAAGAGGAGAGGAAAAAUGCCCCGUGACAGCGCGAAGGCGCAGGACAUCACAGCCAAGAUAGCACAAAUGAUCGAAAUGAGUGACCUGCCAUUCGCCUUUGUAGAGAACCCUGGAUUUAUUAUGCUUAUGGAGCACGUAGAACCUUGAUUUGAAAUGCUCUCUCGCCACUAUUUCACCGAGAAAGCUCUGGCAGCCCUUUUAUAAGAAGAUUUCUGACAAACUACUUGUCCUGUUAUCAGAUGUACCCCAUGUUUCGUUCACCACAGACAUCUGGAGUUCGCCCGUAGCUCCCAUGUCUCUACUAAGCUUUACCGCACAAUGGAUUGACUCAAGUUUUGUUUUACGCCGUGCGACCCUACAUGUCCAGGAAUUUCGCUGAUCGCACACCGCAGAGCCCAUCCAGCAAUCGAUGGAAAAGAUGCCAAAUAACUGGGGAAUUGACAAGCAACGGGUCCACGUAAUUUUGCGUGACAACGCGGCAAAUAUGAAGAAAGCUAUGAGGGAUGGGGGUGCCGAGUGUGGGCUGUGUCGCCCAUUCCUGUCAACUCUGUGUGCAUGAGGGCCUGCUGUCUCAGCGCAGCAUGACAGAGACCCUGGCCACGCAAGGAAGAUUGUAGGCCAUUUUAAACACUCCCCAUUGGCCUACUCUCGACUAGAAGACAUACAGAUGGACCUAAAUAUGGAUACCAAGCGCCUACAACACGAUGGAACAGCAGCCUCUACAUGCUGCAGAGCCUACUGCAACAAAAACGUGCUCUUAGUUUCUUUGCAGCUGAGCGCACUCUACCAGCAACACUGACAGCUCACCAGUGGGAGCUGAUGAAUAAGACUGCUGAUGUGCUAUCCCCCUUUGAAGAGCUGACCAGGGAUGUGAGCAGGGAGACUGCAACUGCAGCUGAUGUGAUCCCUGCCAUAACAAUCCUCAGACAUGUUCUGUCUCGGGAGGAUGAUGAUGACCAGGGAAUAAAAACAGUGGAGGGAGUGGAGAAGCGCUUUGCUGAUGUUGAAACUGAGCCACUCUUCUACAUCGCCACUCUUCUAGAUCCCAGAUACAAAGAUGGCUUUUUCACAAAGUUGCUUGCAAAGGAACACCUUAUCCAGGAGGUGGCAAAGACAGAGGGGAGGAGGGCUGUCAGUGCAGUGCCAGAGGAAAAUGAGGAUGCAGCAGAGCCAGUGAGCAAGGCACCACAUCAUGAAGCAUGUAGCAGCCUGGACAUUGCCUUUUACGGAAAUCUUACAAGCGAGGCAGUCACAGGGAUGGUCCGUGAGUACCACAUCAACAGAAACUCAAGUGCAGACCUACUUCUCAGAAAAAAACAACCCUAAGAAAAGCGACCACUUCAGUACUGGAAAGAACAUGCUAAUCAGUUUCCCUCUAUGGCUGCUGUUGCAACCCAGUAUCUCAAUGCCCCCUGCAGCUCUGUGGACAGUGAGAGACUUUUUAGUGCCGUUGCAAACGUCCUUGAUGAGAACAGAAACAGGCUCAAACCUGACAAGGUAGAGAUGUUAGUUUUCAUUAAGAAAAACAUACAUUUCCUUCUGUGAAACUUACUACUGUGAUGACAGUAAGAGUUAGGAGUGCAGUUCCUAAAAGCACAUUACUGGCUUUGCAAACACUGAGGCACUUUUAUUUUUUUAUUUGUUUACAUGCCUGUCGGGUAUUUUAAGUUGAGAUGCUAUUUGUUUUUAUAUUAGACUUUUUUUUUUAUAUUUACUGUUGCACUAAAGUCCAAAAGUGAAGAAUUUAUGUUAUUACUUGAUUGUUCAAGCUACCUCACAGAAGUGCUCUGUUUGUUAACAGAGUUGUUGAAUGUUAAAAUAAGGUGAAUUAAAUAAAAAAUAAGGAACAUCCUG
This is a messenger RNA of Perca flavescens (yellow perch), 2110 nucleotides long. Its product is annotated as zinc finger BED domain-containing protein 4-like. Gene Ontology annotation, cellular component: nucleus. Bases 980 to 1582 code for a protein of 200 amino acids. The record is from RefSeq and is a predicted model, not a curated record. The transcript has 4 exons. Lineage: Eukaryota; Metazoa; Chordata; Actinopteri; Perciformes; Percidae.